GCCAACUGGGCUGCCCAUAGAGUGGCGCGUAAAGCCCUGUUGCUGUCUCGGCUAGAGUUAGCUUCUUUUGACUUUGUAGGUUGGUUUGUUAGCGGGGUGGGGAGGGCGUUUGGGUAGUGUUUGUUCUAACUUUCUUUCUGAUAUUACUCGGGCAAAAAAAAAAAAAAAAAAAAAAAGAAACAAGGAGAUUAAAUGUGUAAUUGGGUUGAAGACUGAUAGAGUAUCCUAGUAACUAAGGAGGCAAAACUCUAGCUAAUGGUAUAAAGAAGGAAAGAAGACAAAAGAGCAAAAGGACAAGGCAAGGAGACAAAAGACAAGGCCAGGCACCUACAUCAGCAAGGACAAGGGGCAGGGGGACACCCUUUGUCAAAAAGUACCAUGUACAGUGUCAGAAGGUCUGAGGCACCCGACCACAGCAUUUAUGGCUUGGCAGGCGCCCAGACCACUACCUAACCCUCAAAUGUGUAUAAAUAGGAGUUCUCUCCUCAUAAAUGGCAAUCUAUCUACUCUUACUAUUACUUCUCUCUACUUUCUCUCUCUAUAUACUUCUUCUCUUUUCUCACUUCUACUGAGGUGGGGCGCCUACCCCCUCAAAGUCAUGGCUGACGCUCCAAACCCCUUGGAUCCGAGUGACUCCCAGUCGCCCGGGCUCAAACAAUUGGCGCCCACCGUGGGGCCAAGCAUGACUUUGAAAGACGCUUCCAACUCAAAGAAGGGGGAAGAAAGGAGUCCGGCACCAACGAAGACCCCUAUCAAGCAAGUCGUUGGUCGAGAAGUGAUCAACCCUCAACCACUCACCAUCCAAAGUUUGGAAGCAUCCGACGACGACGAUCCAUCAGGAGAGGGAGAAGACACGGAGCGCCUGGAGGGCCAACUAGCGAAGCUUCGGGAAAAGCAAGCACUUCAAAUGGCCAGCACGCAAGGCCAACUGGAUCAAGUCAUGACCGCGUUGUCAGCACUAACAAAGGCAAACAAUCACGCGCCUCCCAAUCCCCAAGAAGCCACAGAGGAGAGGAGGCGCCUCCGAGGAAAGAUGCAAGAGGUUGAGGUGCUACCCAUGAACUCCCCACGGGAGGGUGUGGGCGCCUCACCCAACGAGGACGCAAUCGAAGCUGACGACGAUGUCUACCUGGAGAAGUACGCCCGACUCAACUACGGCGCCUCGGAAGAAAGAAGCGCCCUGGAAUUUUUGUAGGGGGAGGGCCGCCCUUUAAGUAGGCGUAACCCAAAGACACCCUAAGAGAGGCAAAAGCGUGCUAGGAGGAGUCCUUUUAUUCAGUUUAGGUUGGUAAUGUUAGGAAUUUUCGGGGAAAGGGACGCGCCCUGGCGAUACCCCAUGUAAUUCCCUAUUUUGCUCAAGGAACGGAUAUUCACUACUCGACAAUGCAAAGCUAUCCCUGUUUUAACAGAUGGAGUCACCCCAGACUCGCUUCCUCCGUCGAGGAGAAGCCUAAGCGUGUUACCACCUUCUCAGGGGUACACGUAAGAAAAAUCAAGUUUUACUUAAGAUAGUCAUCUUAACAAAACCUUACCCGCAACCAGCGGAAGAGCCUUAGUGCUUACGCUCAGAUCUUCAUCCGAGCGUCGGGCGCUCGUUUUACGAGUCCCCAUGAGAGGUGGCGCCUUGGCCAUAUCCCUCGCAAAAUCUCUGCCUUGUCAGAAGGGGUCACCCAGACCCGCUUCCUCCGUCGAGGAGAAGUCUAAGCGUGUUACCACCUUCUCAGGGGUACACGUAAGAAAAAUCAAGUUUUGCU
Linum trigynum is the source of this 1754-nucleotide messenger RNA. The record is from the annotation of a GenBank genome assembly. NCBI's taxonomy places the organism in Eukaryota, Viridiplantae, Streptophyta, Magnoliopsida, Malpighiales, Linaceae.